AGUUUUCGCUUUGACAGAACGGAGUGCAGGUGUACUCCGUUUAUGUUAUUGUGUUACUCAAAAUCCAACAGUAGUUUGCAUUAUUUGUAGGCAUUUUUAUGAGUCCAUUUAUUGACAAAAUUGGAGGACAAGCAGAAAAUUAUGGAGAAUAAGAGAUGACGCGAGGAAGUCGGUUUUGGAAGGCGAGAAGUUAAAAAUUGAGCUAAUGAAAUAACAGAGUGGGAAGAUAUCAUAGUUGAAAAGGGCUGGGAUCCGUUAUAUUAGGGUCAGAGAUAUUGUCUGGUGCAAUUUGAGUUCACUCUGACAUUCAUCAGUGGUAAUAAUGGAUGGACCUUGCCUAGUGGAAUCUAUCAUGACACCUAUGCAAAAAUUGCGAGGACUUAAAGACGUAAAGUGGAUGAAUUCCCGGGCCACAACGAAUGAGGCUUACACACCAACCUGCAUAGAACACUGCGCCAAUAUAAUGACCCAUGGAAUUUGGAUUGUACCAGCAUUACUCGGUAGCAUUGAAUUACUGAGAAGAUCCAUAACGUCAACUCAACUGAUUUCAGCAUUGGUCUAUGGCAUUGCUCUUCUCCUCCUGUUCUUAGUUUCAACUUCAUUCCAUACGAUGCAUUACUGCAAUCACAAACAAUGGAAAGACGUUCUCCAUCGAUGCGAUCGUGCCAUGAUAUACGUAUUCAUUGCUGCUACAUACUUUCCAUGGUUGAUGGUCGAGGAUUUCCCUGAUAAUGAAAUUGUACCAACAAUGAGGUAUUUGGUAUGGAUUAUGGCAACCAUUGGGAUUCUGUAUCAACAAAUGUUUCAUGAGAAGUACAAAAUGUUAGAGACUAUUUUUUAUCUUAUUAUGGGUGUUGGCCCCAGCAUCGCUGUUAUUACAGUGAAUAAAUUUGACAAUAUCAGAGAACUCAAGACUGGGGGAUUCAUCUACAUAGCUGGUAUCAUAUUCUUUAAAUCUGAUGGGAGGAUACCCUGUGCUCACGCAAUCUGGCAUAUAUUCGUGACAGUGGGUGCUGGAUUCCACUAUUACGCUAUUCUCAAUCAUCUCUACCCGUUCGUCCAGAAUGAACAUCCAACUUUACCUCUGAUCGACUGGCUAGAAUCUCAUAGCGAAUUAUAAUAGCAAAUAUUAAUUUAGCUAAUUCACGUUCGAUUCAUUGUUUUAUAAUGAAUUUCAACAAAUGAUUGAUAUUGAAGCAAUUUAUUCCUUACCACCAAAGAGAACGAUUUCGGUAGGAUUGUAAAUAAUCAAAAAGGAAUAAUGAAUUUUUAAGAAUAAUUUAUAUACAAUAAGAAUGAUUUAUGAUUUAAGCUCAUUUUUUAAAAGCAAUAGUUAAAUGAGAGGAAUAGAGUCUGGAAGAUGUGAUUUUUAUCGAGUCAUACUAGUAAUUUUGGAAUUAUCCGAAUCUCAUGAAAAAUAAUGAUUUCAUAAUUUAUUUUUCAUUCAGUACCUGACACGUAAAAAAUGCGAGAUAAAAUCUUGGCAAUUUUUGGCAAUCUACUCAAUUAAUGAAAGGAACUAAGUGUAUUCCUUGUGGGAGCAACGGAGGCAUCUAGUAUAAGGCAAGUUAAUCUGAUGUUUUUCCAAUUUUACUCAAUAACCUCAGUGUUCUAUUAAGUUAUUGACAUGUAUCCUAAAUUGAAAUCAUUUAACGUUUGCCAAUUGUAAAUAUUUAGGAUAUUGAUGUAUGUGCCAAAAUAUGAAUAUUGUGCCGUGCUGAUUUGAAGUCUUCGAUAAAAAAAUAUAUAAAUUUUUCAACUUAAAUAAUG
Messenger RNA from Diachasmimorpha longicaudata, 1770 nucleotides. Its product is annotated as monocyte to macrophage differentiation factor. Gene Ontology annotation, cellular component: membrane. The transcript is spliced from 5 exons. Gene Ontology annotation, molecular function: pore-forming activity. The record is from RefSeq and is a predicted model, not a curated record. Bases 323 to 1120 code for a protein of 265 amino acids. Lineage: Eukaryota; Metazoa; Arthropoda; Insecta; Hymenoptera; Braconidae.